This is a messenger RNA of Lotus japonicus, 1683 nucleotides long. Its product is annotated as replication protein A 70 kDa DNA-binding subunit C-like. Gene Ontology annotation, cellular component: nucleus. Lineage: Eukaryota; Viridiplantae; Streptophyta; Magnoliopsida; Fabales; Fabaceae. The transcript has 12 exons. Gene Ontology annotation, biological process: DNA replication; DNA repair; DNA recombination. The coding region runs from base 1 to 1683 and encodes 560 amino acids. The record is from RefSeq and is a predicted model, not a curated record. Gene Ontology annotation, molecular function: DNA binding.
AUGCCAAAGAGAAAGGAAGCUUUUGUUACCAGAGGAACAAGGUCGAGCAGAGGAUUGGACGCUGCUGUGCCAGAGGCAGGAACAACUGGACCGACGGAGAAGGGGGGUGGCCGUGAGCAAGAGCCGGGAAGCAGAGGACGUCUAACUGUUGAUGAUGUCUCUUCCAUUUCAAAGGAAAAAGAUGUGUGGAGAGUUAUUGUGAAGGUGGUGCGGAAGUGGAUGACUCCAAGUUUCGAUCGCUCAAAACUUCCUAAUUCGAUGGAGUUGGUUUUAAUGGAUGCAAAGGGUGAUAGGAUCCAUGACAUAGUGCAAAGGACUCAUGUUUAUAAGUUUAAUCCUUUGUUAGUUGAGGGUCAAGUAUACAUGUUGUCACAUUUCAGUGUUGGUGAUAGCCCUCUGGAUUUUCGUACAAUGACACAUGCUCAUAGAAUAAUCUUUGGGUUUGAUUCGGUUGUUCAAACCCUAACCGACGUUCCCAUCACUAAGAGUCCUUAUUCAUUUGUUUCUGUUUAUGAUAUCAUGUUCAAUGAUCCAGAUCAGACACUGUUAGCCGAUGUGAUAGAGAUCCUUACCGGCCAUAGCGGCGAGCAGGAAUUUGAAAAAAAUCAUCAAGUGCGAAAGAGGAUUACCAUAGAGAUUGAACAAGAAGGAGUGAAAGUUGAGUGUGCAUUUUUUGGAAGCUACGUCCAAGAGCUACUCUCUGUUUUAUCUUCACGCGAUCUGACCGGCGUUGUGGUUUUAAUCCAGUUUGCAAAAAUCAAGCUUUUUAGAGGUCAACAAAUCCUGCAAAAUCCAUAUGGUGCAACGCGGAUCGUCUUUAAUAUUGAGAUUUCUGAAGCUACUGUUGUGAGGGACAAGUUUUUCAAGAUGAAUGAACCUGGAUCUCAGAUUCUUACUCAACUGUCCGGCUCUUCAAAACCUUCCCUUGAUGAAGAGUUCUUAAAACUCUCAGAGAUGAAAACUUUCGAGCAGAUCAGAGCCAUGGAUGAGAAGUCAUGUUGUGUUGUGUUAGGGACCAUCAUACAAAUACCUGAGGGGGAUAAUUGGUGGUACAAAGCUUGCAAGUGCAACAAAAAAGUUAUUUGGGAUGAGAAAAUGUAUAUCUGUGAUAACUUCAAAGUAAAGCAGGGUAAUAACAUUGCUACAUUGGUCAUAUUUGACAAAGAAGCGAGUGCUCUUCUUGAAACUACCUGUGCUGACUUCGUUGAUUCGUCAACAAAGAAUCCUGCUGGCUCUGGCUCUACAACUCCUGCUGAAUUACUUAAGUUGUUGGAAAAGACCAUUCUCUUUACGAUUGAAGUUAGCAACACUUCAAGCUCCAGGUUUGAGCCAUCAUAUCGUGUCAAGAAAAUUUGUGCAGACCCCGACUUAAUUGCUCAAUUCAAGGAAGCUCUCCCUCCUCCUAAUGACGACACUGCUCCAUUGUUGUUGCUAGAAACACCUACAUCUGAUGAGAAUGUUGAAAACGCGAGUUCCAGUUUGGCCAAGAAUCUUAAUGAAGAGUUUGUUAUUGCUGCCAGUGGUGAUGUUGUUGAUCUGGUGACAAACAAUGUUGUUGAUCCUAACAUAGAAAAAGAAGAAGUACCCCCAUGCAAGCGGAGCACUCACUCGGAGAAUGAAGGAGUUGGUUCAACUAAUAAUAAGAAGAAGCUGAUCAAGAAGAUUAAGAAGGAGAAGAAUUGA